AUGGGUCUAGCCGGACCAUCAAAGAAGAGAAAAAUCUCUCACGAUCCAAAUAAUACAAAAUGGACACGCUCCACCGGCUUCGGUCACAAAAUGCUUCUCUCUCAAGGGUGGUCACCAGGUACAAUCCUCGGCCCGGACCCAAAUAGUCCACACCACACCGUCGCCUCACAAGUCGGUAUCAAAGUCAUGUUGAAGGACGAUAAUCUCGGUCUAGGCUGUAAAGGCAACCAGGAGGAUACUUGUACCGGUUUAGGGGAUCUGCAAAGUUUAUUGGGGAGAUUGAAUGGGAAGACAGAUGAGUUGGUUAGGAGUGAAGAGGAUACAAGGAGGAAGAUGUGGAUCGAAGGGAGGUAUGGCAUGAGGUUCGUCAAAGGGGAGACUUUGGAAAGUACCUGGGUUACUAAGGAGUUGAAGAAGGGCGUAGAGGAGGAUGGGAGGAAGGGGAGCGAUGAGGGGGAGGAGGAGGAGGAUGCGAAGGAGUCAGAGAGUGAAGACGAAGAGGAAGAUGAAUCGGAAACCACAGAUGGGAAAAAGGAAGAGCCGAAAAAAUGGAAGAAGGGGAAGGAUAAAGAUAGUAGAAAGAAGAAACGGAAAUCAUCCGACUCUGAAGAUGACGAAGAUGCCGGCUCUUCUUCAUCGUCAGCCUCAAAAGAUCGUAAAUCCGACAAAUCGAAACGAAAGGCCGACAAAGCCCUCCGAAAGGCCGAGAGACAAGCUAAAAGGGAACGAAAAGAGGCGAAGCGACAACGAAAAGAUGAAAAGCGAAGGAUGAAAGCCGAAAAGAAGGCCCUCAAGUCGGCAAUCGUAGCGUCUUCGGCGCCUCCAUCAACAGCAUCUACCCCUCCUGCAAUGCCUUCAGCUGAACCAGAACCAUUACCAAAACUUGACAAGAAGUCGAAAUCACUACCUAGUUCCUUACAUGGCUCCGGGACGUCAACACCCGUAAAUGGUCGUCAAGCGCUUCGGUCGAAAUGGAUUGCGCAGAAGAGGAUGGCGGUUAUGGAUGCGAAAGCGCUGAACGAGAUUCUCAUGAUCAAGGCCGCUUGA
This is a messenger RNA of Orbilia oligospora ATCC 24927, 1047 nucleotides long. RefSeq lists its product as uncharacterized. The record is from RefSeq and is a predicted model, not a curated record. The transcript is spliced from 3 exons. Gene Ontology annotation, molecular function: nucleic acid binding. Lineage: Eukaryota; Fungi; Ascomycota; Orbiliomycetes; Orbiliales; Orbiliaceae. The coding region runs from base 1 to 1047 and encodes 348 amino acids.